AUGGCGAAUGUUGUCAACAUGCAGAAUGUGCUCUUGAAGUGCGCUACGUGCUCCAAACUUGCCAGCUAUGCUAUUUUCUGUGACAAGUGUCAUGGAGGGAAAUGCAGUUGUACUGUUGAAGACUGCUGCAGCUCCGAUUGCAGGUGCUCCGUAUGUAAGGACAACCGCGCAAGCUUCUCGGGAAAGGGUGCUUUCUGUCCCGAAGGAUUCUGUAAGGUUGGACAGGAGUGUGAGUGUGGCGACUCCUGUAAGUGCAGUGACGGAUGUCAGUGCCCGAAAUGUUUCAACUUUGUUUGCUCCAACGAAUUCAUGUCUGGGAAAUUUUGCGGAACCAGCGACUGCCGGUGCAACGGCAAGUGCUCAUGCCCGAAGUGCAAGUCCAAGUGCACUUCAGCUAUGUACUGCCCCAAGUGUACCGGGGGUAAGUGUGGCUGUACUGGUGCCAGCUGCUGUACCAACAGCUGUAGAUGUCCCGGAUGUAAGGUCAACCGUGGAUGCUUUUCGGCGAAAGGUGUAUCCUGCCCUGAUGGAAAGUGUCAGGUCGGACUCGCUUGCAAAUGUGGAGACUCCUGUACAUGCAGUGACGGAUGCACGUGCAUUGUCUGCAAGGACGGAUGUAAAAGUGGACUCGCCAAAGUUGCGUGCUCCAUGAACUGCCAGUCAGGAAAAUGCUUUGGAACUAGCGCCUGUCGUCAUAGGUGCAAUUCUGCUGCCGUGGUCUGUGUCAAGUGCCAUGGGGUUAGGUGUGGCUGCACUGGCGCCGGAUGUUGUACCAACAACUUUAGAUGUCCCGGAUGUAAGGUCAACUGUGGAUGCUUUGUUAGGAGAGCGAGCUGCCUUCAUGGAGUUUGUCGGAUUGGACGGGAGUGUAGAUUUGGCUGCAAGUGCUGUGACGCAUGCAAGUGUCAUUGCUGUAAGGGUGGCUGCAAAUGCGGAGGCGCCAACUUCGUGGGCUGUGUGUCAGGGCAAUGUUGCGGAAUGAGUGCCUGCCAUUGCAACAGCAAAUGCGCAUGUCCAAGAUGCGGGUGCAACUGUUAAUCAGAGACAUGUACCUGUGGUGUUGGCUGGACUGGAUCAAGCACCAUCUUCAAAUAUGGUGCUGGCUGCACUUGUAAGCAGUAAUCGAUGACGCCAUGGGAGACCUUUGGACCCACCGUUUUCCGGAUGUUCGUGGGCAUUUACAGAGACGUUUUUGUUUAUUAUUCGUUAUCCAAGGACUUUGAGUAGUAAUUGUAAACAUUCUAUCAAAUUUGAUUAUCAUGUGAUAGCCAGCUAGUAGACUCGUUAUCCAAUCAUCGCAUUGUCCUGUUGGAGCUUGUCAGCAAUACGAGUGUGUAAAUACGUUAUUGUUCAUUAUUAUCUAUAUUAGUUACGAAUUAUUUUUUCAAAAAAACUUUAAAAAAAAAAAAAAAAAAAUAUGUAUGUGACUUCAGCUGUCGACAGAGUUUAAGUUUAAGGAGAAACGCCCAGUCUUAUUUUUAAUCUUAAACUUGACGGUUUGAAUAUAUAUCCAGUAUUAUCUAUAAAUAUAUAGAGAAUAUAAAGGAAAUAUAUGUGAACUAGUAACAUCUUCCACCGCCUUGUCCUGUUGGAGCUUGUCACAAUACAAAAGUUUGUAAAUGAGUUAUUGUUUAUUUAUCUAUGUUACUUACGAAUGGUGCAUGCGACUUCUGCUGUUAACAAAGUU
Molecule: messenger RNA, 1687 nt
Organism: Pecten maximus
Lineage: Eukaryota; Metazoa; Mollusca; Bivalvia; Pectinida; Pectinidae
Product: keratin-associated protein 5-1-like
Exons: 11
Coding region: 1-1038 (345 amino acids)
Source: RefSeq, a predicted model, not a curated record